This is a messenger RNA of Cyprinodon variegatus (sheepshead minnow), 1743 nucleotides long. RefSeq lists its product as uncharacterized. Bases 41 to 934 code for a protein of 297 amino acids. The transcript is spliced from 7 exons. The record is from RefSeq and is a predicted model, not a curated record. Gene Ontology annotation, biological process: interleukin-15-mediated signaling pathway; T cell activation; positive regulation of ERK1 and ERK2 cascade. Gene Ontology annotation, cellular component: external side of plasma membrane; membrane raft. Lineage: Eukaryota; Metazoa; Chordata; Actinopteri; Cyprinodontiformes; Cyprinodontidae. Gene Ontology annotation, molecular function: MHC class II protein binding; protein tyrosine kinase binding.
UCAGGAGAGAAUGAAUCAUUUGCAAAAAUAAGACACAGCGAUGGAACGGCUGCAGUUUGAAGUUAAAAUGUUUUUAUUCCUGAUGUUCCUGCUUCAGCUUACAGCAGCGACCGGGACAGAACCAUUUUUUUUCACCGUCACCCAUGGAGAUGAAGUAACUUUUGCUUGUAGAAACAGUGAUUGUCAGAAUGAUUCUGUGUCUACAGAGUGGCUCUUUAGUCAUUUCAGAUCGCCUAAAUCAGAAAUACUGUUCAAAAAGCCAAGCAGUGGAGCGAUCUCUAGAUCUGACAGACGUAGUUUUACAGGAAACUGUUCUCUGGUUAUAAAGGCAGUCACAGCCGAAGAUGUUGGCAUUUACACCUGCAGACAAAAUGUAUCAGGACAGAAAGAUGACCAGUCCUUCUUUUUGUCUAUUAUUGAGAUAACUGAGCAGAUCAUCAGUCCCUCGUUCAUCUUGAACUGCUCUGUCCUGCAGUACGAAGACUGCAGACAUAAGGUGGUGUGGUCGCAUCAGGGUAAAGAGGGAAUAUAUUCAGGCAUAGUGAUUUCACCACCAUUUUGUUUUGCAACUGUGACAUUUCCAACGUCCGAGCUUCAUCAGAAGUUUAAAAAGUCAAUGAUGUGUAAAGUCACCAAUACUUACACUAAAAAAGUGCAACUCUUCCCUUUCAAACCUUCACCUUUCGGGACAGCAGGAUCAUUUGGGAAAAAUCCAGCACACCAAGCCUUGCCACAUUUCCUUAGAGACAUCAUUGUGUAUGGGGGUUUGGCAAUACUCAUAAUGUCUGUUGUCAUACUUAACAUAUGGACAAAAAUCCAAGAAAAUAAAUCACAGAUGAAUAAAGACAUUGAACUUUCUGAUAAAGAUGAAGAUGAAAGCGCAGAAGUUUAUGAGAAUAUUCAAAAGCUUUCUGCAUCAGUCAGUCUCAAUUGAUAAACAACAAUGCAAAUGAGAUUAAAGCUGGUAAAAUUUCAUGUUUUACACCUAAUGGAACGUGGCCCAUCACCUGGAGGGAGGCAUUACUGGAAGUUUUCCAAUAACUCAUACAGCGGAGAUUUUAUAUCUCUGAAGAAAAGGGUUAAGGAAGUACCACAGACUGUGGAACCAGUGAUUGGAGAUGCUGUAGAGGUUUUGAAAAGAACUUUCUAAACUUCAGAAAUUAGUUGUUAGACCACAAAAUGGAAAUUUAAUGUUGUUGUUCCUCAUAUAUGGAUUUUUUCAAUAAAUUGUUGGAGUUAAUAGCUGCAGGCAGGAUGGAUCUCCUGUAGUGGCCUGUCUUGAAGUGAAGCUGGAGAAGCCUCUGACUGAAGAAAUGAAGAAGAUGUUGUUUCAUUUUAUGGAAACUUCCUCUUUAUACUGUAAAACAUCUCCAGAGGUUUCUUCUCAUUGCUGUUACACUUGCUUUGUGGAGAGUGUUCUCAAACCAAUAUUUAGCUUUCUAAAAGUCUGUUUUUUUCUGCCUCUCUGAAAGUAGCUGUACGUUCUUGGAGCCAAGUAAUCUGCCAUUCUUGUCAUUACUUUGAAUAUUUUGCAUUUAUUAAUGUUUUCCUUUGAAAUUAUCUGAAUUCCAGCUCUUUAUUUCUCGGUAUAAAAGUCAAUGAGUUGUAUUCCUGUCUCUCCAGUAAACUGUUCAUAAAUGCCCUCAUAAGGGGAUUCAGCCUUUACCUGUUUUGUAGCAGCUUGCUAAAAAUCUAUCGCUUUAAAGUAACCAUGGUAACACUGACAGAGUUUAGUACAUGUGG